CCGAAUCUUUGAUUGGCGGAAAUAGCUACAGGGGAAAAGACUCCUAGCGCAGAAGCAACCCCUGGGAUGCGAAAGAUUCCUAGGUAGGCCUAUUUUCCGUGGUGUGACCAGGAGCAGAUCAGAUGCCUUUCAGGUUGCUUCUAUUUCCUUCCCUUAGAGAGACGAGGGAGGAGCUGCUAGCGGCUGGUCAGUAGAACUUUAACCGGACACCAUAUUGGCCUCUAGAUUUGCAACAAGUUUGGACACCGGGAAGAAGAGUUGACCUGCUGGUGUCUCAGUUGUGAAAAGUGGUACCAAGGGGACAUCAGUAAAACAGUUCCUGUAGCACGUGAUGAGUGAAGUGAAUGAAGAUGGCUGUUUCAGCACUCACAUGGGAGCUGUGCAGGAAAAUAACAAAUCUAUGCAAGAUAACUCAACCAAGAACAGUCAUGACAGUUCCCAGACAAGAAGUCAUUCUCCCAAAAGUGCCCAGCAGCAGUUCUGGGACUUCUCUUAUAUGCAAGUACCUGGACCACUAGAGGCUGCCAGACAGCUUCAGGAAUUAUGCAACCAGUGGCUGAUGCCAGACACCAACUCAAAAGAACAGAUCUUGGAAGCUCUGGUGCUCAAGCAGUUCCUGACCAUUCUGCCCCAGGCAAUGAAGAACUGGGUGCAAAAGCAUCAUCCCAAAGAUGUCCAACAGGCUGUUACUCUAGUCAGCUGCUUGGAGACACAGCCUGAUACAGUGUCCAGCAAGGACUUAGUAACAUUUGAAGAUAUAGAAAUGCAGUUAUCUGAGGAAGAAUGGGGUAUACUGAGCCCUUCCCAGAAGACACUCUACAGGGACGUAAUGCUGGACAUCUACAAGCUAACAACCUCUCUAGGGCUUACGCCAAAAAACGUCAUGGGAAAUGAUCAGCCUGGAUCUGCUGCUACAUCAACAAUAGAAGCGAGACCAUCGCAAGCAUCAAGGGCCAGAAAGAAAGCUUCCCGGAAAAAACACAAGGAUAAGCGCAAGGUGCAGGCUCCUCCAGGCACAGAAAUAGGGGUAGCUUCAGUUUCUCAAAAGCAGAUUCUAAGACCUGUGGCUCACACAGAAAGCAACAUAGUACACAAACCAUAUAAAUGUCGGCAGUGUGGGAAAAGCUUCAGAAUUCCUUCUGAGCUUGCUAAGCACCAGAGAGUUCAUACCAAAGAGAAACCUUUUACAUGUCAACAGUGUGGUAGUACUUUCCGCUGGAGUUCAGAUUUUAAAAUGCAUUGCCUGGCUCACCAAGAAAUCAAACUACAUCAGUGCUCCUGGUGCCAGAAAUGCUUUAGUCGUAACGCAAACUUAGUUAAACACCAAAAAAUUCAUACAGGAGAGAAACCCUUUAAUUGUAUUGAAUGUGGGAGACUAUUCAUUCAGAAAUGUCACCUCAUUAAACACCAGCUAAUCCACAUUGCUGACCGUCCCUAUACAUGCAACCUGUGUGAGAAAACAUUUAACAGACGCUGGAGCCUUCUCAGACACCAGAGCAUACAUAGUCAGCAAACUCAGACAGAAUUCCCGUGCUAAGGAAAAUUAGCAUAUUGCAGGGACAGAAUGUAGAGAAGGUUAAGAGUCUAGAAAAUCAUGGAGAGUUAUGUUUCAUAUCAUAGAAAGAUAUCAUAGAAAGUCUACACUGUUUGCUACUGCAUUUCAUUUUCAGUGUUAACCACACAGUUUUUCUUAUGACUUUAAGAAUAAAAGAAAUGAGAAUGUUUGUCAACUAUGUCUAUAGCUACAUUUUUCUUUGACACUAUCCUCUGGUGUCAGAUACCAUGAACUCUGAUUUUAUUCUUCACACUUUCUCAGCAGAGGUGUAAAAUGCUAUUAGCGCCCAUGACGGCAGGAGGAAUUUAUAUGCAUGAGAUGGUUUCAGUGGCUAUAAUGUUUAUCUCCAUAGACGACCAAAAUCAAGUAUCACUUUAUGAACAAGAUGAGAGGAUUGUGUUUCUCCUAAAUGUUACCAUUGUAGUUGUCACCCCGAGUGACAUUGUCUAAUUUCAAGGAAGUUUGGGGAGCACAAGAAGACCUGAAAGGCAACCCAAACCUAAAAAGCUGUAAGCACUUGAACUCCACUUGUGAUUCUCUCUCUGUACACACUCGUUAUCCAUCUCUGUGGAAGUGCAUGAGAGCAGGGAUUCUACACACUGAAAGCUUCCAAAUGGGAGCAUACCAUUCCAGUGCCGAAAGAGAGGUCUGCUUUUGUGAUCUCUUAAUCUUAAAUGAGUAUAGCUGAUUUUUCUAUAGAAAAGUGUGAGCAUUUAACUUACUGAUAAGGGCAGCGGGUUGGGGCUUAUGUGCCCUCUUUGGCAUGGUACACAUCUCAUAAUGGAAGGGGUCAUCAGGAAGUAGCCAGGCAAAGAAAAACCGGUGGCUUAUGAUCGAGUUAGAACCAGAGUAGACGGAAUCCUAGAUUUAUGUUGAAAUCACAACUGCUUGGCCAGGAGGAUUUUGCUUAAGAUGGCCGUAGAUUCAUUCAAGUCAGAGAAAUGAAUCCAGAUUUGUGAGUUCAUGAAAGAUGGAUUACAUUGUGCUAGCUACUUUAAGCAAGUACACACACACACACACACACACACACACACACCAGUGUGAAUUCACUCCACGAACUCAGGGAAUAAAAAGCUCCUUGAUAAGAAUAGUGUGAGAUAAGUUUUGGCUAACAACCAAAGACAAACUGGCCUUAAGCAGAAUUUUUAGUUAAUUAAUUAAUUAAUUAACAUCCCAACCGUAGUUUUCCUUUUCUCUCCUCCCAGUCCUCUCCCUUCCCCCAUCCACUCCUCACUUUCUCUUCAGGAAAGAUACAUCCCUUGAAUAUCAACCAGCCUUGGCAAUUCAGGUUGCAGUAAGACUAAGCUCAUCCUCAUGUCCUGAGGCUAGACAAAGUCACGGCCUGGCAGAAUUUGCCCCUUUUGAUAUGGAAAUAGAGCUUAAUGGGUGGCAGCCUUGGUGAGCAAAUGUUAACAAAAGUACACACUCAGUAACCAUAAACUCUUAAUUAUAUUAGAAGUAUGGCUUUACUUUAAAAAAAAAAAACUCUUUUUACAGUUUCUAUGCCUGCUUCGUGACCUGCCUAUCUUACAGGCCUGGUAGAGGAAGUGGUCCUUUAGUCAAGUUACACUUUUGCAUAACAAUAUUUCCUAAGCAAGCAUCUUGGUAAGCCCUUUAGAGUAACAGUUUAUUAUUUCAGCUGUUCCUUCAUCAUAAGGAAUAAAACACAAACACAGUACAUAGCCACAGUUUCUGUCCAUCCAUGAGGAAUUGGACUGUGGAAUUUGCUCUGCAGAUUAUGAGCCUCUGAACUGGGCAAUGGCGUAUAGAUGUUGCUUUGGGCUAAAUGAGGACUUAAAGGACAACUUUAUUAGGCGUUCAGGUCUGCUUGUACACACUGUUAUUGGAUAAUAAAAGGGGUAAUGAGAGCUGGCACUUUAGAGCAGAAGCAUUUGUUCCUGAUCAAUAUGGAAAGUUUUAUAUAGUUCUUGAACCUCAUCUCUGUAAAUUUAAUAAUUUUAGACUUAAAUUAUUAAUAAAUAAUAAGUGAGACUGAUGAGCCAGCAGUGACGGAACUUUAGCUCCUAUGACAGAAUUUGGUUCAGGCAUUUGGUGUUCACCCAUAGUUUUAAUUUUCCAUGAGGAUCUUGCUUAGUUUUCUGUAUGUAUAAGUGGAUUUUCUCAUGCACCUUUUCCCCGAUUUUAAAUUCUGAGCAUAUGAAGAAAAGUGAUGUUUCUAUUACUUAUAUUAGACUGAUUGCAUAAAAGCUUGUUUAUCUUUUCCUAUUUCUAAAUGAGCAUUUUAUUUCAAUUUGUUGGUAUAUUGUAUGCAUUAACUAUUUGAUGGUUGUCUGUUUAUUUUUGGUUGAUCUUAGGCAUAAAGGCAGCCUUGAUAAAAUGUUUGGUAUGGGGGCUGGAGAGAUGGCUCAGCGGUUAAGAGCACUGACUGCUCUUCCAGAG
Rattus norvegicus (Norway rat) is the source of this 3955-nucleotide messenger RNA. It is a transcript of the gene Zfp75d, whose product is annotated as zinc finger protein 75D. The transcript is spliced from 4 exons. NCBI's taxonomy places the organism in Eukaryota, Metazoa, Chordata, Mammalia, Rodentia, Muridae. The record is from RefSeq and is marked inferred. Bases 332 to 1537 code for a protein of 401 amino acids.